AUGUCUUUGAAACCCCUCAAAGUUAUUAUAGUGGGCGGCAGUAUUGCUGGCCUGUCUCUGGCUCUGAUGCUAGAGAAGAAUAACAUUGAUUUCCUUGUACUAGAAGGCUAUCCCAGCAUUGCUCCUCAAGUGGGAGCAAGUAUCGGAGUUUUGCCGAAUGGGUUACGCAUCCUGGACCAGCUGGGAUGCAGCGAGGAAAUACUUGCCAAAGCCGAAUAUCCAGUUGACAAAGUGAUCUUCCGCAACUCACAAGGUCAGCCGUUCUGGUCAUUUGAAAAUUUCAACGGACAGAUUGUGGGCAGACAUGGUUACCCGAUUGUCUUCCUUGAUCGCUGCAUGUUAAUACAGACUCUUUACGACCAUAUUCAACAGAAAGACAAGAUACUGACUUCCGAGCGGGUCGUUACUGUAAACAACCAUCCAUCGCAUGUGUCUGUUAUCACGGAAAGAGGGAAUAUAUACACAGGCACUUUUGUUGUUGGAGGAGACGGUAUCCACUCCACUGUUCGGCAGCAAAUGUGGGAUGAAGCACAGAAGACAGACCCAACGUGGUUCGACAAGUCUGAAACAAGCGCACUUCCGGCAACAUACGCCUGCAUUUUCGGUAUAUCGGAAGGGGUACAUGGCAUCGAGAAAGGAACACUCAGUUCGGUGUUCAACGAGCACUUCUCGUACCUGAUCCCUAGCGGUCCCGGGGACAGAACAUACUGGUUCCUGGUGAAGAAUAUGGGAAAGACCCUGUAUGGCUCUGAUAUCCCAAGAUUCACCAAGGACGAGGAAGAGGCACUCGCCAAAGAGCAUUGGAACGACCUAAUAACCCCCACAGUGCGAUUCUCUGAUCUGUACAAAAAAACAGUGAGCUCGGUAUACACGGCGCUACCAGAGUACGUUUACAAGAAGUGGCAUUUCAAAAGAACCAUAACUAUUGGCGAUGCAGCUCACAAGUUUGAGCCCUUGACUGGGCAGGGUGGUAACUCGGCAAUUGAAACGGCAGCAGCUCUGACGAACCAUCUCAUGUCAUUCUUGAGGACGCAUCCAAUGAAACACCUAUCAACAAACGAUAUCACAUUUAUCUUUGAACAGACGCAAAGCCAGCGAGAGGCCCGGGUCUGGGACCUCGUCAGAGCCUCACAUGCACGACAGCGGCUGGAGUGUAUGGAGACGCCGUUCUUGAAAUUUGCUGCUAGAGUGAUUGUCCCGUAUAUCCCCAAGUGGGCUCUCCUACCUCGCUGGAUUCAGACGUAUUCUCCCGCGGUCUCAUUGAACAUGCUUCCAAUUCCCAGAAAGUCUCGAGAGAUCCCCUAUUACGAUGAGCUGCUCAAACCUCCGUCCUCGCGCGGGCCAAUUGGUUUUACCCUCUACGCCGUUUUCGCAACGAUUGCCUUUGCUGCAUUCGAGCUGUUGCUUACCGCUGGAAAGGUCAACGGGACGUGGCGGUUUGUGGGGCAGGCGCUUAUGAGUGGUUCGAUUAAGGAGAGGGAUUUGGAAUUGCGACACUCAUAUACUGGAUUAACCUCCAUUGAUAACGUUCUUAAAUCGCUGGUAACCAUUUUCCUAUCAUCGAUUGACAAUCCUUCGAACCCUGGGCAACAGCUGCAUCUACUUUACUUCCUGUCAUCGAUGCUACCCUUGAUUGCCAUAUUUACUAUCGAAGGAUAUCGACAGCGGAAUAAGUGGACGCCGAUUGCCAGUGCCACCGUCUGGGGCAUCCUCUAUCAAUUGCGCGGUAUCGGAUUCAUUGCACCCCUUUAUAUCGCAACCACUUUGUUCGUUUCGCGCGGGUCGACUUUCUUCAUUCAACCUGGUAGGCAGGUUCCCGCAGCUAAGUUCAUCUUGCCGGCAUUAAUGCUGGGAUUCAUCGUGCCCACCAUGCUUCUGUUCUGGCCUUUUGCGAGUUCAGGCACUCGCCAGGCAAUGAUUGCCCUAUGGCAACCAGCCCCAGUAUGGAUUUCCAGUCUCACCACGGUCUUUUCCGCGGCGACAGCUCUGGUUUCACGCAUUAUUAAAAGGGAGGCGAACUCUUCUGCAGACCCAAACAGCGACCUUCCAUAUUUACGUACUAUCUAUCAGACAACAGGAGCGAUUGCAGCCUGUUUCCACCUGAGCUUGAUCAUCGGAUCCCUGGUCUCAAGCGAACUGUCUCUGACUAGUCUCUUCAUUCCGAAGAACUCGUUUGCACCUGUUGAAUCACUCGCGGAUGGAGUAUUCGUCUUCUUCCAGAACGACUUUCUUCUUGUGGCAGCAGCCGCCUUCCUCUGGUGUCUGGUGAGUGUCUGGGAUCUGAACCGAUCUGGGCUGUCAGAUGUAGAUUUGCGAGUGGUCUCCUGUGCGAUGGGCGGGGGAUAUGCGGCGAUUGGGCCUGGUGCUACCACCGCAGCUGUCUGGUUCUGGCGCGAGGGAGUGAUGAGUCGAGUGCCUUCGAGACUUAGUUGUGAGCACGAGUAG
Molecule: messenger RNA, 2445 nt
Organism: Aspergillus pseudoviridinutans
Lineage: Eukaryota; Fungi; Ascomycota; Eurotiomycetes; Eurotiales; Aspergillaceae
Product: FAD-dependent oxidoreductase
Exons: 5
Coding region: 1-2445 (814 amino acids)
Molecular function (GO): FAD binding
Source: RefSeq, a predicted model, not a curated record